Molecule: messenger RNA, 651 nt
Organism: Drosophila mojavensis
Lineage: Eukaryota; Metazoa; Arthropoda; Insecta; Diptera; Drosophilidae
Exons: 2
Coding region: 41-544 (167 amino acids)
Source: RefSeq, a predicted model, not a curated record
AGAUAAGCAGCUAAGCCUCAUUUGACGUUAAAAGUUGAAUAUGGCUAGAGGUCGAUUAUAUAUUGUUUAUUUUAUCAGCCUCUUUGUGGUAACGUUGCAAGGCCAUAUUCGUUGCAAGCCCCCUCCCCGACCAUUGAGCGUAGACGACAUUCCGCCAAUAAUUAACGCUAUAAAUAAUGUAGGGGGAGUUACCAAGCACCUCAGAGAAUCUGAUAUCAAUGAAUUAACUGAUCCCACUAAAGCGACUGUUGUGACUGAAGCAACUCAGCUCACUAACACAACUGAUAUCAAUGAAACAACUGUUCUCAAUGAAAUAACUGAUCUUAAUAAAACAACUGAAAGCACAAAGCGUAAGCCUCGCAGGUUACGCAACAGGAUACCAAAGAAAAACACCUUCUUAAGGAAUCCCAACUAUAUCUCUAUUAACAAGAAGUUGGAGAAGCUAGCAAAAAGUAUGUACAUUUUGGAAUUGCCUUUACCGGCGCCGGGUGCCAAGGGAGGCAGUUCUCGAGGCUGCGACCAUUUUGAGGUUAUACAAGAUUAGUAAAGAUCUCAACGUAGCGAGUGACAAAAUAGAUGAAGCCACGAAAUUUCUAUCGAGUUGGCAUUAAAAGAAAACUAAGGCAAAUAAAAUGGUUUCCACACAAUAAA